This is a messenger RNA of Gopherus flavomarginatus (Mexican gopher tortoise), 8513 nucleotides long. RefSeq names its product ADP ribosylation factor like GTPase 5A (gene ARL5A). The transcript has 6 exons. NCBI's taxonomy places the organism in Eukaryota, Metazoa, Chordata, Testudines, Testudinidae. Gene Ontology annotation, biological process: intracellular protein transport; protein localization to Golgi membrane; vesicle-mediated transport. The record is from RefSeq and is a predicted model, not a curated record. Gene Ontology annotation, cellular component: cytoplasm; trans-Golgi network. Gene Ontology annotation, molecular function: GTP binding; GTPase activity. The coding region runs from base 318 to 857 and encodes 179 amino acids.
ACGCCCCUCUAGUUCGCUCGGCCCUUCGGGUGGAUGGUAGCCUGGAGGAGCCACGCGCUGUGUUUUAUCCCCCCCCCCCGAAGCCGCGGUCGGGAAGGCGAAUCGGAAAAGGGAGCUGGGCGAGUGGCGAUGUCCGUGAGCGGGGGCUGCCCAGCCAGGAGUGCGCAGCCCCAGCGGGCCCGGCGCGGCCUCAGCCUGCCACCUCCUCGCGUAGCGCGGGACAGGGGCCGGGACUGAGCCGCCCUGGGCCCAGCAGGGAGAGAAGCCGCGGAGCCCAGAGGAGACGGGAGCUGCCGCGGGGCCGGGGCCGCCCGAGGAUGGGAAUCCUCUUCACCAGGAUCUGGAGGCUGUUCAACCACCAGGAGCACAAAGUAAUCAUUGUUGGUCUGGAUAAUGCAGGAAAAACAACCAUCCUUUACCAGUUUUCUAUGAAUGAAGUGGUGCAUACCUCUCCUACAAUAGGCAGCAAUGUAGAAGAGAUAGUGGUUAAUAACACACGUUUUCUAAUGUGGGAUAUUGGAGGGCAAGAGUCUCUUCGAUCUUCAUGGAAUACUUACUAUACAAACACAGAGUUUGUCAUCGUUGUUGUGGACAGCACAGACAGAGAGAGAAUUUCUGUAACUAAAGAAGAACUUUAUAAAAUGUUAGCUCAUGAGGACUUAAAGAAAGCAGGUUUGCUUAUUUUUGCUAACAAACAAGAUGUUAAAGAGUGCAUGACGAUAGCUGAAAUAUCCCAGUUUCUGAAACUAACUUCAGUUAAAGAUCAUCAGUGGCAUAUCCAAGCAUGCUGUGCUCUAACUGGCGAGGGAUUGUGCCAAGGACUUGAAUGGAUGAUGUCAAGACUUAAAAUCAGAUGAUUUUUAAUGACCUCUUUGCACCGACAUUGCAUACAAAAGUACUGUGCCUCUGGAUACCUUAGUUACUUGUACCUGUGGUAACCUGCAAAAUUAAUGGGUUAGAUGUAUUUAUAACAAACUGAUUUCAACUUUAUUUUCUACACACAUAUAUUAAGACCACCUCUUUGAAAACAGAUGAAGAUGAAAGCUCUAGUUUAUUUUCCCAUUAGUUUACUCUGAAGAUAGGUUUAAAAACUGUGGUUGACGUUCUUCUCAAGAUAAAGCCACUCAGGACUAUGUGUGGUGAGUAUGAAGUGAGAGAGGAAUUUUUAACUUUACAUUUUAUAUUCCAAUAUAACCCUCCUAGUUGAAGGUGUUGGCCUCGUUAUUCCAGUAAAUUAGCAAGCAAAUCAGUGGCAUAGGUAUUGACUUUUCAGUAUUUUAAAAACUUGUUGAAAUGUGCUACAGAUACAAAAAUAUUUUCCUCCUGUGUACUGUACAUAUUUGUGUAUAUUUAUACCUCAAGUUUAGGUUAACCGAAAUCUGUUCCAAGAAAAAGUGAAUAACACUGAAUCUCGGUGUACUGAGAAUAGUACUAAUGUUGAGAUUGUUGACAUCACAACUACUUUUCCUUUGUUCUCUGUACUGCUCCAACCUUCACCAAAUAAUUGGUGCACCAUUUCUUUAUAAAGUGAAAUCUCUUAAGACUAGUGGUUUUUAUACUUCUCCAUAUAUAAACUCCUGCAAUUAAGAAUGAUCACAAAAAGGGAUAGUGUGUCUGAAUGUGGAUUUUAUAUUUGUUCAGUAUUGGCAACUAACUUCAAUUCUUUGCUAAAUGGUAAAGAAUCCAACAAGUUAGCAUUUUCAUUUUGUUGGAUAAAACCAUUCCAAAAAAUGCCCGUGUUCUGCUCUGCUUUAUGCCAUCAUAUUGAGUAUUUAUGAUAGAUUCCUAUCUAGGGGGUAAAUCUUCACCAUUAAUAAAGGGGAAAUGUGUCUGUUUUCCUUAUGCAAAGAAGUGACCAAAAAAGUGUGCUAUAAUGUUCUCACCAGAAAUCUUACAGAACAGUCUAUUUUGUAUUGGUAUGUUUUCAGAGAAAGAGGAUACUGACUGGUGAUAAUCCAAAAUUGCUGAAGUAACUGUUUGUAUAUGUGUAUAAGAGACUAAUGUUGGGGAGAGGAAAGGAUACACUAUUCCACUGUAAAUGAUGCUUGAUUCUGCUCCUAUAGAAGUCCCUGUGAAAACUCAGAAUUAAAUGAUGUAUCAGCAUCGUAAUGCUGAGGCCCCAACUGAAUGGUCAUGAUUCAUAGGGAAUAUGCAAAGAAUUAUGAGAAUCAGGACUAUCCUGUCCUUCCUAUACUGGUAAAUGGGAGGAGUGUAGGGGGAUCCUAAUAUAGAAAUAGUUGAGAACCACUGGUGUAAAGGAUUUUGGUUCUUCAUGAGUAUGACACUUGGGUGGUGUGAUAUGUUGUUGGUAUCAUGAAAAGUGAGCAUGAUCACAGAUUUUCUGUCUUAUUCUGUACAUGUGUAUAUUUAAGUAAUGUUGUAAAACUAGACAAGUUUAAGGACAAGACCAUUUUAAACCUGGUUUAAUUUUUAAGGCAGUUAUGAACUCCUCUUUAAAGAUGAGAUUGUGAAACACAUCCAAUUUCCAUUUAAUUUAGUUUAGCUCAUUUGUGUACUGCAUUGUAUUGGUUGACAUAGUAUUCAUGGGGACAAUAAUGAAGACCACUUCAAAAGUGUGUAUUUAACAACUGAAUUGUCCCAAGUAUGAAAUAUAACUUUCUGAUGUAGUCAUGAAAUCUCUUUUGCUAAUUGGCUGAUGGAGGUUCUGCUAUGUAUGAAUUUAAAAAAAUGGACAUACAUUUAUUUACAUAAAAGGAAUGCACGGAGAUCAGUGUUGUUAACUAACUGGUAUAUUGCAUAAUGUGUGAAUGUUUUAAGGAAAAAAUAACAAUGAAAAGACUAAGUUAAUCUGCAGGUAUUUUCCUGAAACAAAAAUGCAUCUUUUGAACACAGAAACGAAUAAUUUUAGCUUUCCUACUCUAACAAAAAAUAAAAUACUGGACUUAACUACAUUCAUAAUGUUCAUCUUCAAGUACUGCAACUACUGGUUUUUUUGAGAUUUUCUUUCAUGCUUGAAGUGCUAUAUUCUUUUUGUCUGAAUCUCUGUUGCUUUUAAAUUGUAACUAUUUUUUUAUAAGAUAAAAAUCACUCUUAACAGAAUAUGAAAUGCAAAACUGUAUUCAUGUACAACUUUUAAAAAUAUUUUCUUGGAAUUUGCUGUUCUUACCCUGUUCAGGUUUUUAUGGCUUAAAAUGUUUGCCUAAUAAAUAGCAUGGCUGAAGGGAAUCUAUAAAUAUUGUUCUAAAGCAUGACUUUUAUGUCACAAACAGGGUUUGGAGACCUUCUAAUAAUGCAUGUGAACUAUCUUUCCUCUUCCAGGUGACGGGGAAACCAUCCAUUUCUAUCUCAAUGCGGUAGCAAAAUAUCCAUGUGAUUUUAUUAUUUGUGUUGAAGUAGUGGCAAGAGGUCCCCAUCAGGAGUCGAUAUCUUAUUGCAUGCACAGGUCACAGCAUUCACACUCAAUAAAUUGUUCCAGGCCCAAAGUGUUUCUUAUCUAACCAACCAUAUACAAUCUGAUGGGCUUUGAGCAGCAGUGAAGCCUUAAUUAAGGGUAAAUUAGGCAAUCCACCCACUUCUUCCUGCUAACUUCAAUGUUGCAUAUGUGUGUUUUAGGUUUAAACUUACUUUUAAAACUAAUGGUGAUCCCAUUUAAACAGAAAGCGAGAUUGCCUUUCUCGUCUAGUCAGGACCUGUUACUUAAUAUGCAUGUGACUUCACCAGCAUUGUAUGUUUGGAGAAUAGUUGAUUUAUAAACUGGUAAUCGAGGGGAUAUGUAUGAAACUGAUAUGCAUCUUGUGUUUAUUCUUAAGUAAAAUUAAGCAACUGAUAACUAUCUCUUGCUUAUGAUAUUCAUUGCACCUUUUAGAAUGUGGAAUUUUUUUCAGGGGAAAAACAGAUAAUCUUGAAGAUGUAAACAGAUAGUAUUGUCUAGUAGUUUAGAGUACAGGACCAGGGAUAGGAGAUUUGGGUUUUGAUCAUGGUGACCUUGAGUGAUUCAUUAAUCUUUCCUUUGUCUCCAUUCCCGUAUCUAAAACGGGGGUAGCAGUUACCAUAUCUGCCUCACGGAGGGGGUUGUGGGGCUUCAUUAAAGUUUAUCAAGUGCUCAGAUUUAAGGCAUCAUACAGAAUAGAAUUUUUGCACCCAGAUAUUACAAUGAUGGCCUUGGCAGAAAAGUAUGUAAUAAGAUUCUGUCUGCCUGAAGGUGUUUUAAUUGAAUUUGUGCAUGUCUUCCAAAUUAUUGCAACUUGAACUUUUACACAGAAUGUGUAAACAUCCGUAUGCAGUUCGUUGUAUCCCAUUGCAGACCCCUCUUUGCUCUCCAUCUCAAUGUAUAGCUCCUUGUUAUGCAUGGAGAUAUGUGAAUUAAGUUAUAAUUAACAUAUGUUAAGGCUUAAUUCUGUGCAUAGAAGAAAUUCUCUUUGCAUAUAUGCUAUUCCCUAAUUCCAUUAACUCUCUCAAGCCACUCCGAUUCUGAACAGUUAAAUUAAAUAGUGAGUGACAAAACUUCAUUUGUGCUGCUCUUGGUAAUGUUCUGGAGUUCCAUCUUCUCCCUAUCUUGGCUUUUAUACACAUUUCUUUUAUAUAAACUUAACUCCCAGUUGAUAUGUAGAGUCCUAUACAUAACUCCCACUGACAUCAGUGCCAACUGAGGGUAGUAUAUAGUCUUUGGUAUACAGCUUGGGAAUGUGAUUUUUUUUUUUUUAAGUUCAUGUAUGCCUCAAAAUGACCUUAAUAAUAUUUAAAGGUUUGCAUUUCAGUUUUCCAAAGAUUGAUAUUCACAACUCAAAGGUACACUUGAUGGAUGAAUAAUUUGUGAUAUGGUCUAAUGGCCACUAGUAUCUUGAAAAAUAAAUAACUGCAUGUAGAUUAACUCUUCUAAAAAAAAAAAAAAGUUACUAGGAGACUGCAUGGAGAAUUUUGGAGAAUAGAUCAGCAAUACAUGCAGAUAUCUAGCGUCAUAAUUUUCAUUGUACUGCAGGGAGACAUGGUAGCUAAAUUCCUAUGCAUUAUGCUGAAAAAAAUAUUCCUAAUUGUACAUGACUGCUAGUUGUAUUUGAUAGACACCUACCACAAUCUGUGAAGCUCAAAACUUUCUAUGUAGUAAUUUAUUUUUCCUUAUUGCAUGUACUUCCUCUUCUAGUUAGUUUAUGUAUACCAUGUUAUAUACAUGCAUCUAGCUGUGUGAACACAAGUGGUGGUGUCCCUUCCUACCUCCCAGUUUAACCUAUACUUGAUGACCAAUUAACAUUUUUUACACAAUAUUCAGAACCUUCUAUAGCCAUACAUUCCAAACAUUUGAGUUUCCCACAAUUAUCAGUUAUUGUGUAGAUGUAAAGCUUAUCUUGUGGGAUGGAGGGUAACUUAGUCUCUUAACAGAUCAGCUCCAGAAUAUAGGAAACUGAGUUCCGAUAACAUUUAAGUAUAUGACUUAAACUCAGAAAGCAAGGAAAUUUAUGGUAAGAGAAGACUCAAGUGUUCCUUCAUAUAAAAACAUUUAAGUGGCAUUUUUUUAAUUGGAUUGACAGUAGCAAAGUUAUUACCAGUAUGUCUGGAAAGCAGUUUUUCAGAGAAUCCAUUCAAAUGAAUGUAAUAUCAAGCCUUUAAAUAGCCCAUUCUUCAGUGUUAUGAGUUAAGGAUGGUAUGGUACUGCAUAAAGACAGGAUAUAAUGAAAGAGACUGAAGAUAGUCUGUGUAUUGUAAUGAGGUAUACAAUAUUGCAAAUCAUAAUCAAAUCAUAAUAUUGUAUAUAAUUAUUGGGGUGAGAAAAUGCAUUUUAAUGUAAAGAUCUGAAAAAAAUGAUUGUAAAGAAGCAAAAAAAAAGUUGCAACAAAAGUCAUUAGAAAAAAAUUGUGUCCUUCCCUUACUGGGGUUUACCAGUUGAUUAUUUUUAUUAGCAUAUCUAGUGUACAGAAUGUUCUUAUAUGCAUGCAAGUGCUAUUUUUUAUUUGAAGAAAGUUUAACAGUGUCAUCUAAAUGACUCUUGGGUUUUGUUGUGCAUUACAAGACAACUUUUUGUGCACAUACAUAAGUUUUUUGUGUCCUUUUAUGAUUUUAAAUUUGAAGAUAUAAUUUGUACUGAAUUAACUCAAAAAGGCUGUUUCACUCAAUAGACUGUAAAUGAUUUUUUUCUAAGCCAGUGGUUCUUGCUGCCCUUGUUGAAACACUUUCCGAACAAAACACUGAUGAAGUAGAGCGGUUGGAAGAAAAAGUGAAGGAGCAGAUUAUUCCCUUACAAAGGCAUUCACAGAAUGAAAAAGUGGGAGAACCACUGCUUGAACUGUUUUAUGGUCAAUAAAUUUUAAGAUGCUGUUGUAUAUGAUGGGCUAAUAACUAUCUGAGCCAUUUUAAACUCGUGGUGUUAUUUAUUUUUUUUUAAAUGCCUUUAAAAGUGUUUAAACAUGUCUUUGGUUGUCUACUACCUAAAUUGUCUUCAAAAUUCUGUCUAAAUUGAUAGAAAUAAUAUGUGCAGGCUUUGUUACAAAUUGGAAGUUUGGGGAAUACAUAUAUACUUAAACUAACGAACCUUUCUUGCUUUGUGGUAAUUUUUAAAAAAUGUGGUUAAUUCAGUCUCCUUUAGCUAAAACGUUUUCCUUUUUGUAUCAAAUGCUUCUCAGAGAGAUGAAAUGAUCAAGACGACCAGUUUGGAGGUGGGCAGACUCUGCUAUGCCUCCUAUAUGCCAUGUCUGGAUCUCAGAGUAAUUAUACUAGUUUUGGCCAUAUGGCAUUCAUGUGUUCUGCACUCCACCCUGACUCAGCUGUUUCUGGAAUACCUACUUGCAUUAUUGUUCCUCUGACUCCACAAUGGAGCUAAGUAGACUUUUUGGUAAAGUGUAGAGAAAGCAACAAGCUAAGCUACAUUUAUUUCUUCCAUUUAGCCCAAUUUCUUCUUUUUAGUACAAUUAGGUAUUAAGGGCAAAAUUCACUCCACCUGCACAAAGCUGGAGUUAUCAGCUCUCUCUGCAGGUGGAGUGCGGAGAAGCUAGGGGAUAUGAAAUCCAGAAAGGGGUCAGUUGGGUGAAUGGCAACUUCUAGCUAGUUGCGUGGGGCCAAUGGAUCUGCUUAAAUGCAAGUAAUUGCCUUCUUCCUGGCCUUUUGUGCCAUCGGAUGGAGGGCAGUAGCAGGGUUUGAGGUGGGUAGACUCUAUGUACGCUAUAUGCAGAAGUCUUUUCUUUCUUGCUUAUACUUCAAUAGAGAAGCUCUGUCUCUGAACCAGUAUUUGGGCUUUAAGAAGCUGGAGCUGCUCAAAGCACAUAAAAAGUGUAUAAGGGGAGAGCAGAUUGGGGAAGGACAAGAGAGACAGACAGACGGACACACUCCACCCAGCCUUUGUCCCUAUGCAUCUCCUUUUGUGAAUCUUUAACUUUCAAGCCUCCAACUUUGGCCUCUAUCAGUUUUGUCAUCUGAUAGUCUAUUAGAACAUUAAAUAACAUAAGUGAGAGACCAUAUCGCUGGCAUACUUCUGAUUCUAAUGAAAACAAGUUUGCAAUAAGUAUUUAUAUAAAUGUGAAACAUGCCUUUUCACCCUAAAUAUUGACCCUCAUACACGUAAAUGUACCAAAGGCAAAGUGCCUCCAUUAGGAACUCCUAAAUGGUGCAGUGAGUCUGCACUGGUACUCUACAUUCUGGGUGAAAAUUGCCCUAAAUAGAUAACUGAUAUUCACUCAAACAAAGGAGUUUGGUAUUUUUAAUAUGGAUUUGAUGUUUGUCUUCUCAGCUUGAACCAGCAACAUUGGAAAUUUCCAUAUCUGUAGCGUAGGAGGUGAAGAAAAACCUUAAUUUUCAAUACAAAUUAUUUUAACGUUCUUUUCCAAUAAAGAUGUUUUGUUUUUAGAUGGUAAGCUUCUCAGCCCAGGAGCUUUUCCUUGUAUGUAAAUCACCUAGCAUGCUUUUCUUUGCUCUUCAGUGCAUUGGUAAAGCAUACAAAAGAAGUGGAUUUCUUGAAACUUUUUCAUAAUAGUAUGUUUGUGUUUGUUCUGAGUGCCUUCAUUUUUAUUAAUUUAUGCAUAAAAUGUCUAUGCAUGAAUGUUGCCAUUGUUAAAUAAUUGCAUCCAUUUCACCUCUACAUCCAAAAACUGAUUUUUUUUUUGUAGCAACCAUUUCUUCCCUUCCCUCCCCCCCACCCAAAUUAGUUUUAUGUAGAACAUUAAUAGGUUUUCUUUGAAUUAAGAUGGCAAAAUAAUUUGCCUUUAAACCACCCACACAGGUGGAAAUUAAUAACUUCCUCUCUGCAUAACUACCAAUUUAUUACAGGUACAGUAAUAAGAAUUUUAGAUCUGUAGGAAGUGCAUUUGUAAAGUGGUACUACGGGAACACUUUCUCUAACCAAACUUAAUGGUAAUUUGAAAGAUAUGUACAGCAACAGAAGUUGGUCCAGCUUGUGUGUUUAAUAUCCUGGGAUCAGAAUGGUUACAACUACACUUCAGUGGUUAGCUUUGUGCUGUUAAAUUAUGGUCAGUCAAUGAGAGAGAUGCUGACUUUUUUUAAAAAAGUGAUGGACUGGUCUGGAGCUCACUUUCAACAGUAUUGCCCCAAAAUAAAAAAAUGAAAUGCAA